Messenger RNA from Aphis gossypii (cotton aphid), 575 nucleotides. RefSeq names its product urease accessory protein UreE-like. The record is from RefSeq and is a predicted model, not a curated record. The coding region runs from base 139 to 408 and encodes 89 amino acids. Lineage: Eukaryota; Metazoa; Arthropoda; Insecta; Hemiptera; Aphididae. The transcript has 2 exons.
AUUUUUUUUAUCGCUUCAAAUAAUGUGUAUUUAUACGGAAGUAUACCAACAUUUUACUCACAGUUUUUACAAAGAGUGAUCAUAGUAUUAUUUCUAAGAUAUUUUUUUUUAUAAAGUUAUUAAUUUAUAUUUAACAUCAUGAACAUAAAGAUGAAAUUUGUGAUUUUUUUGGUGACAAUUAUUACGUUACAACAAUGUUUUGGUGCCCACUGUCAUCACGAAGGUAAAGAAAAUCAUCAAGAGGGUGAUGGUGCAGAUCAUACUGGCCACAACCACGAAGGUCACACGAGCCACGAAGGAGGUGACCAUACAGGCCAUAACCACGAAGGAAUUGAUCACUCAGGACACGACCAUACAACAGGUGAUCACACUGGCCAUAACCAUGAAGGACACCAACACCCUAAAUAAUUAUUUAGCUAAGCACACAAAUGUAUACGAUAUGAAAAUCAAAUACUAAAUUAAUAUUUCAUUAUAUAAUUAUCACAUUUUUCGAUAUAUAUUUUUAUUAUACUAUAUUAUUUUCAUAUAAUAACUAAUAUUGUACAACAUUAUGAAAUAAAUUUAAGAGUACUCAA